This is a messenger RNA of Babjeviella inositovora NRRL Y-12698, 354 nucleotides long. RefSeq names its product flavin-linked sulfhydryl oxidase. Gene Ontology annotation, cellular component: mitochondrion. Lineage: Eukaryota; Fungi; Ascomycota; Pichiomycetes; Serinales. The transcript has a single exon. Gene Ontology annotation, molecular function: flavin adenine dinucleotide binding; flavin-dependent sulfhydryl oxidase activity. The record is from RefSeq and is a predicted model, not a curated record. The annotation marks the transcript as partial.
GAUGAGCCGUUUAUGCCAAAGAUGGAAAACGCCACCCUUAAGGCUGAACUCGGGCGCGCCUCCUGGAAACUUUUCCACACAAUUUUGGCGCGCUAUCCGAUGGAACCAUCUGCCAGCCAGAGACAAAUCACCCAUGACUACUUGCUUUUGUUUGCUCAAGUCUACCCGUGCGGCGACUGUGCGAGACACUUCAACAAGUUGAUCACGCAAUACCCGCCACAGCUCACGAACCGUAACACGGCAUCGGUAUGGGGCUGCGAUUUGCACAACAAGGUCAAUAAGCGGUUGGAAAAGGAGAUGUAUGACUGCGCAAACAUCCUAGAGGACUAUGACUGUGGCUGCGGUGCUGAUGAA